UAACGGCGUGUCGGGCUGAGCACUCUGCGGGCUGCGGGACCCUAUGUGGGCUGAAAGUAUGCUGAAAGCGGACUGUCAGACUGCAGAUCACAAAAACCGCCGCCGUAAUAAGAUCCAGACGCCUAGGGAGGCUCUUAAAAAAGGCAGAUCAAUUAGGGCUCUGGGCUGUUAGUUUCUGGUUUCUCUAAUGCGAACGCUAAAGGGAGCUGACAGCAAGCUAGUUUGUCUGCAGAGUGACGGAGUUACUUUCCCCUCCGCUUGCAUGUGUAUGACACACUUUUUAUUUUGUUUUUGAUGUUUUAAAAUAUAUGUAUUUUUUGUUGGGAGUUCUAUGUAAAAGUUAGAUUGGAGUUGGUAUUGUUUUUAAAGUUAUAAUUUUAAAAAGAUCCUUUGGCUGUUAUCAUGGCUGAGGCAGCCCAGCAGCAGUUCGUAGACAUCGACCCGGACUUCGAGCCGCAGUCGCGGCCGCGUUCGUGCACCUGGCCGCUGCCUCGACCGGAGCUCAUCGACCCGGCCGACUCCGGCACCUCCUCGCCGGCCCCGUCUGUCAAACAGGAGCCAGUCGGCGGCACCGAUUUUAUUGGUAGCCUCAGCCUGUUGGAGGAAGCCGAAGAUUUUCCGGAGGAGAAAGGCAAUCCGUGCGGCGGCUUCCAGUGUCGGGACGGUUGUGUGCACCAGCCGCAGCAACAGCAGCAUCCGAGCUCCCAGCUGCCGCAACAGGUGGCCGCGCUGCCCGCUCCGCUCGGAUCCUCCGCCGCCGCCCAGCGGAAAAGCGGCACGUCUCGCCGCAAUGCCUGGGGGAAUAUGUCCUACGCCGACCUGAUCACCAAAGCCAUCGAGAGUUCGCCGGAGAAGCGGCUCACCCUCUCCCAGAUCUACGACUGGAUGGUCCGGAGUGUGCCCUACUUCAUGGACAAGGGUGACAGCAACAGCUCGGCGGGCUGGAAGAACUCAAUUCGGCACAACCUGUCGCUGCACAGCCGCUUCGUGCGCGUCCAGAACGAGGGCACGGGCAAGAGCUCCUGGUGGAUGCUCAACCCGGAGGGUGGCAAGAGCGGCAAGUCCCCCCGGCGCCGCGCAGCCUCCAUGGACAACAACAGCAAGUUUGCCAAGAGCCGUGGGCGGGCUGCCAAGAAGAAGGUGUCGCUCCAGGGGGCGCCAGAGGGCGGUGCCGAGAGCCCCGGCUCCCAGUACUCCAAGUGGCCCGGCAGCCCCAACUCGCACAGCAAUGACGACUUUGACACGUGGGGGCCCAUCCGCAAGCGCAGUGGCUCCAACGCCAGUACACUGAGCGGCCGCCUCUCUCCCUUCAUGGCUGAACAGGACGACCUGACUGAUGGCGAUGUACACAUGGUCUACCCCGGGGGACCCAGCUCCAAGAUGGCAGCCACAUUGCCCAGCCUAUCGGAGGUGGCCGGCUCACUCGGCUCCGAGACCGUCAUGGAGAGCCUCCUGGGCAACCUUAAUCUGCUGUCCCCCAAGAACUCGCAGGUGGGGGCAGCCGGGCAGGGUGGAGGAUCUGCCCAGUCGUCACCCUCCUCGAUGAUGCAGACCAGCCCUGGGUACCCUGCCUACAGCUCCCCCAGCAUGGUGGCCCCACCCACUCAGGACUACCGCAAGUGCCUGUAUGGCCAACCUGGAGUCGGUGUCCUUUCGCCCAUCCCCAUGCAACCCCUCCCCAAGGGCAAGUCUCUGAACCAAUAUGGCUGCCAGACCGGGCUCCUCAAAGAGCUGCUCACGUCAGACUCCGACCCCCAUGGCAACCUCAUCCCCUCGGUGGAGACGACGGCAGGCCAGCCAGGUGGGGCCAGAGGCCUGUUAACAUCCUAUAGCGCCAGCCAGGCGGGCCACGGGAGCAAGAUGAUUGGCCAAGGGAGCUUGCAACCCCUCCCCCACACGCACCCCCUGCACGGGCCAGCUCCUCCGACGCAGGUGAUCCUAAAUGGGCGUACUCUAAUGCCCCUUGGCGGCAUGAGGAGCCCCAGCCACCUGACACCCGAGAAGCCCUCCAUGCCAACGCCCUUCCCUUGCUCUGCCCACCUUGGCGGGGGGGUGCCACCUGCCUACUGCACCUUCAACGGCAACGGUUACAUGCGGCCCGGUUUGCCACAGCCACACGAGAAGCUGCCCAGCGACCUAGUGGAUGUGCCCUUCGAGGGCUUCGAUUGCGACAUGGAGUCCAUCCUGCACGAUGCGCUUAUGGAUGGUGACUCACUGGACUUCAACUUUGACCCCACGGUGGCCCCACAGGGCUUCGCCCAUGGUGUGAAGACCACCACACAUAGCUGGGUGUCCGGGUAGAGACCCCCACAUGUGCAGCAGUCCCUGAUGGUGUCCAGAUAUGCUCUCCAGUGAAGAGGAACACAGAUCCACCCCAAAUUCGCAGACCUUACCUGGUAUAUGGUAUAUAUGCAGUUAUCUAGUAUUAUCUAACAUCACAGGGAAAAUGACCUCAUCGGGUAAGGUUCAUGUGACCAUGCUUGUCUUAUUAUUUUUUUUUUGGUUGGCUGCUUAAGACCCUUUCCCUCUGUCAUCAUUCAAAGAAACAAGUAACAGUUCAUCUUCGGGGGCGGAGCUCAACCACAUUGGACCGCAGCCUCAUUGACGCACAGCUUCAUAGGCCCACAGCCUCAUUGGCCCACGGGCAUUACGUAAGGUGGAUCGUAAAACAUGGUUUUAUUUAUUUAUCUUUGUCGGCUAUGAAACAUUCUCUUGACCUUCACCUCUUAUCUGGGUUGUGAACAUAUAACAGCCCCCUCAGCCUUAUUGAGACAUGAUACAAUUUACAGCAGAAAUAACUCAUGUAAAAUAUCAGUCAUCCCAGAACUGGAAGUUCUGCUCAAUCCAAAGAAGGACUCAUAAUUCUCCCUCAUUUUUGAGACUCAAAGCCUGCCCAGAAAAUGUUUACCAACCUGUUCAGAUUUUUUAUUUUUUUUUAAAUGUAAAUAAUCAAGUGCCAAUCUCUCAACAGCAGGUUUCAAUAUCGGUGGUCUUGUUUUAAAUUCAUUGUUACCCGUUCUUUCAAAAAAGUCCUGGUGGGGGUGCCGUGACUUAUCAUUUGUGGCAGCAUUCAGACACACAUGGGCACUCGCGGUCACUCACAGACUCACGCGGUCACUCACGGACUCACGCGGUCACUCACGGACUCACGCGGUCACUCACGGACACGCACUUACCAGCACACGCCGUUACUCACAUACACACACAGGCCGUUUUGUCUCGCUGUAUGUCGCCACCCAGGCCAGCCUUGCUCCCUGUGAAUCGCCGUCUUUCACAGUUAAGCAGACAGUCACAGAUCACUGCUGAGACACCUCUGCCUGCUGCUUGUUUGUAAUUCAGGUCCUGCUUGUCAGCUUUGAUCAGAUCAAACCACAAGAGCCGUUAGUAAGUGAGGAUGUGCACCCCCCUCCCCCCCAUUAUGAGACUUGUCCUUCUGUUCUUUUUUAUUUGCACACCGCACGCUUUUUCUUAAGUAAAACAGGUCUGCGUUUUGUUCUGAAAUAGUUUUUAACUUGGUCCUGUACCUGUUGCCGCAAAGGAAAAGAUAGCACAUACAUCAAUGCUACUGUUGAAAACAAUUAUGCUUUACUGGUUCCAGCUGGGGUGGAGCAGGCAGUGAUUGGCAGUGGUGGGUGUCAAAGCCUCACUUUGGCUUUAGAUGUGAUGGAGGCCGAAAUUAUGUAAAUGAAUGAGUCCAUAGGGAUUGUGGGAUAUUGUUACUUCACGAUAUUACCUCUCCUCCCAUAUUAGAUGUACCACACUGAGUGUUUUUAAUCUCAGGCAACAAGUUUACAGAAUAGUAACACAAAUCAGUUUCUGCCAAAGAUUUUAGCUGUACAUCUGGAGAAGAAUAACUGAAUGAUGUUUUAUUUACAUUGAGCUUAUAUCGCUUCCUGCUGGAAGUCGCUUUUUGGUGAGGCUAUUCAUCAGGCACUUUUUAUUUACACUUUUUUUUGUAAAUACAUGAAAUGUAUAAUAAUAAUUGAGAUAUAUUUUAAAUGCAGACGAUGGCAUAUUUGAUGAAGAUUCUCUCGCGCUCUCUGCCUCCUAGCACUUACCACCGUCACUUUCCUGAUACCCUUCUCUGGCAGUACAGUGACACGCUACCAUUCCUGCAUGCUGCUUUGUGCCCCCCCAAGCAGAAAUCCACACAUCAUAUUCCAGCAGUGGCAGGGCAGCAGUAGAUCUGGAAGCAUAGCAGGAAUCCUAGCACUGUGCUUGACAAGGCCGAAAGCUCCUACGCUUGAGGGUAAUGGAAAGCUAUUACGUGCUGAUUUUUUUUUUAAUUGCACUAAAUAUAAAUUUGGCAUGUUCAAUGACGAAUCUAAAAUAGUUCAGAAAUAGUCCUCUACAGAAUGGUUUUUCCUCGGUGAGCGCAAGAGCAGGUAUAAUUAAAAAGAUUUGCAGUGUCGCUGUUAAUUAACCAAUCACAAUACAGGUUGAUGAAGUGGCUGUUUAAAGCGUCCAUUUGUUUCUCAAUCAGCACUCGCAGUGUUGCGCCGGGCGCUGACCACAGCUGAGUUUUGGGGGAGGAUUCUGUUGUUGUACCUUUGAACCCAGAUACUCGCGGCCCUGGGGAAAUGUCCAGCUACGAUCGUGUAGGCCGCUUUGGAUGAAAACUUCAGCUACGAAAUAAUUACUCAAAGCGACAACAUUCCCGCUGUCUGUUUCCCAGUGCAACAUGGAGGGGCAAGACAGGAGAAUCAAGGCCAAAGCCAAGGAUAGACGCUUUGUAAGACUGUCAGGCGCCCAGCUGAAUGACACGUCUAGGAUGGAAUGCAGCCUACUCUUUCGUUUUUCCUUUUUUGUGGCAGUCUUAAAUCGCGGCUUGUUCCUGAUUACAGCUUACACACAUGAAAUCGCAGCGAUUCCGUGUCCGCAUACUUCAGUUAAAGCGUAAACUGAAUUUUUUCGGGUUUUGGGUCUUGACUUAAGGGACGCGGCUUCUAGAAGCAGGUUGCGCUAACUGUUGCCCACGCUGGCUGUGCUAACUGUGCUAACCCGUUAUCUGCCAGGGAAUGAAACUUUCUCUGGAGUUGUGCUCCCCUAAUAUUUUAAGUCCUGACACGUGGUCGUAGCACAAGCACGCUGUGGUCGGACAUUUCAGAGCGCCAAGUGCAAUCUCUGGCAAAAUGAACCUUUAUGAACAAGUGGUUUAACAGAUAUACGACAGUGAAAAUGUUCUUUAUCAUUACCAAGUGUAAAUGAUUGCUUUGUGAAUUCUGCGCAGUAUAUAACCUAUGCAUUCUUGUAAUUGUUUUUUUUUGUACUUGUACCAAUGAUGAGAGAAAUUGUAUUUUAGAAUUGUGGAGAUUUUUAUGUCCUUGUAUUUGUUAAAGAUAGUUCUACAAAAGAAAAAAAAUAGAUGCUGAUGCUUGGCUUUUUUGGUACACUGACAAUAUAAUUCUUGUAUUUAGCUUUUAUUUGUAGGAAAAAAUGUAAAAUGGAAAAAAAAUUCUCAUAAAUAUGGAGGAAAAUCUAUAUUAAAUUAAUUCUUGUUUAACUUGGCAGAUCUUUGGACCAAUUUAUAUCAAUUUGAGGAAAAAAACAAUGUUUUUAAUCCGCAUUUUAUAAGUGGCACUUUUCACAAAAAGUGAUGAAAGUGAUCUUAUUUUAAAACACCGUUAUAAACGGCAUUGUAACAUUUCUUACCUUGUGUACAGUACGUUUUAUUCAAAUGGCAGAAGUAAAUGUGCAAUUAUGUAUUAAAGAAAACUGAAUAUAUUAGUAUAUAGCUAUUUAAGAGAGAUAAAUAUAUAUUGUUGCUUCUGAGUGGCUAACAAACUGGAAGAAUUUGUUAAUUGGAACAGUUUGUUAAUUAGAAAUGUUUAUUAGUUAAUUGCUGCUUUUUCUGCGGUGAUCCAUCCUGAUAUUUAUGCAGACGUGUCUCAUCCACCAGCAUGAAGGCAAGCCUUCUAAAGUUUUUACUUAAAUGUGUACUUAAACGUGAUUGUAUUACCCUAAAACAGUCAGAAAAUGUCUUAUUUUUUUUUCUUUGCAGCUGCUGAAUGAAGCCAUCGCCUUGUACAUAAAUUAUGAUAUUGGGAAAAAUGC
Messenger RNA from Brienomyrus brachyistius, 6054 nucleotides. It is a transcript of the gene foxo1a, whose product is annotated as forkhead box O1 a. The record is from RefSeq and is a predicted model, not a curated record. Gene Ontology annotation, cellular component: nucleus. NCBI's taxonomy places the organism in Eukaryota, Metazoa, Chordata, Actinopteri, Osteoglossiformes, Mormyridae. Bases 403 to 2301 code for a protein of 632 amino acids. The transcript is spliced from 3 exons. Gene Ontology annotation, biological process: regulation of transcription by RNA polymerase II. Gene Ontology annotation, molecular function: DNA-binding transcription factor activity, RNA polymerase II-specific; RNA polymerase II cis-regulatory region sequence-specific DNA binding.